Argiope bruennichi is the source of this 9393-nucleotide messenger RNA. Its product is annotated as epidermal growth factor receptor-like. The coding region runs from base 650 to 4858 and encodes 1402 amino acids. The transcript is spliced from 29 exons. Lineage: Eukaryota; Metazoa; Arthropoda; Arachnida; Araneae; Araneidae. Gene Ontology annotation, biological process: positive regulation of cell population proliferation; multicellular organism development; protein phosphorylation. Gene Ontology annotation, molecular function: transmembrane receptor protein tyrosine kinase activity; ATP binding. Gene Ontology annotation, cellular component: basal plasma membrane; signaling receptor complex. The record is from RefSeq and is a predicted model, not a curated record.
UGCAAACACGGACCGAUUUCAUAGCUCCGGCCGAUCGUCGGUAUUUUCUACAUACCUGUGCGUGUAAAUGAAGCAAAGACUGCACGGUGUUUUGUUUUGAUGUGUGCGCACCUUGUUUGUGUGCACUACCGUGUGGAACGUAAAAUUUAAUUUUGUGCGCACCUGCGCUGAACGUCAGAGUGCGAAGUUUUCGAAUCUCAAACGCAUAUGCUUACUUUUCAUGCUUCAAAGGAAUCGACGUAAACAAAGUCGGGGACUUCAGAGAAAGUGGAUGUAUUUUACACAUUCGAAAGUUGCUUUGUGAAUGGAAGGAUGCAAUGUCCUACGUGGAAGAAGACGGUGAAAACUUGUGGUAUGGAAGGAGAUCUGAAAAAAUCAGGUUUCACAAGGCCCGCAGAUUCCGUGGAAAAAUGCACAAAAUGUUAAAUAUUUCUUCUCACAUUCAACUAUCGUUUAUCCCGGUGAACAUUUGUUGUUCAAACUACCCCAAAAGCUGUUCAUCUGACUCAGGAAUGUUUGUGUGAAAAAGUGUUUUCCAAAUUCUUUUGUUCCUUUGUACAUAACGUGCCAUUUUGUAUUGCCAAAGAAACAUUGUCGGAAAUUCCUCGGUAUACUUCAAGAUGUCUGAAGUUUACUGCUGACUGCAAAAAUGAUAAUAUGCCAAAAAAUAUUAUUUAUUUUAUAUUUCUUUAUACUAAUUUUAUACCCGUGUGUUGGAAAGAUCUGGAAAGAAGACGCAACAAAAGGAAGAAUAUGCAUUGGUACGACGGGACGAAUGUCUGUUCCAUCCAAUAGGGACCAUCAUUACCAGAAUCUAAGAGAUCGCUACUCCAACUGUACUUAUGUUGACGGAAAUCUUGAGUUAACAUGGUUGCAGGACGAGACUCUCGAUCUGAGUUUCCUAAAAGAGAUUCGGGAGGUGACUGGAUAUGUUCUCAUUUCUCACGUGGACGUGAAACGGAUCGUCCUGCCCAAGUUGAUGAUUAUUCGAGGAAGGAAUCUGUUCAAGCUCAAUGUACGGAACGAGAUGUUUGCGCUCAUGGUCACGCUUAGCAAGAUGGAAAAUUUGGAAUUGCCGUCCUUAAGAGAUAUUCUUGCCGGAAGUGUUGGUUUUUAUAAUAAUUACAAUCUCUGUCACAUACGAACUAUCAAAUGGGAGGAAAUUUUAACUGGACCUCAUGCGAAACCUGUCUAUGUUUACAAUUUCACUCAAGCAGAAAGAGAAUGUCCGCCUUGUGAUUCUUCUUGCGAAGCAGGUUGUUGGGGCCUCGGUCCUCACAACUGUCAGCAUUUUUCCAAGAUCAACUGUUCUCCUCAGUGCCACCAGGGAAGAUGCUUCGGUCCGAAUCCCCGUGAAUGCUGCCAUUUGUUUUGUGCUGGAGGAUGUACUGGACCCACACAAGCCGAUUGUUUGGCUUGCCGAAACUUCUAUGACGGAGGCGUCUGCAAGCAAGAGUGUCCGAAUAUGCUGAGGUACAAUCCGGCAACUUAUCAGUGGGAAAGUAAUCCAAAUGGGAAAUACGCAUAUGGUGCUACUUGUGUGAAAAAUUGCCCAGAUCAUCUCUUACGUGACAGUGGUGCCUGCGUGAGAACUUGUCCGGUGAAUAAAAAAGCUGAGAACCAUGAAUGCGUGGCCUGUGAUGGACCUUGUCCGAAAAACUGUGAAGGUGUGGAUGUUGUUCAUGCGGAUAAUGUGGAUUCCUUUAAAGGCUGUACGAUCAUUGAAGGUUCAAUAACUAUACUGGACACAUCAUUCGACGGUUUUCAAGAAGUGUAUUCAGAUUUCACUUUUGGUCCCCUCCAUCCCAAGAUGCAUCCGUCCAAAUUGGAGGUGUUCAGUACAUUAAAAGAAGUCACCGGUUACAUUAGUAUUCAAGCUUCUCAUCCAGAUUUCAAAAAUCUCACAUAUUUUAGAAAUUUAGAAUCCAUUGGCGGUCGCCAACUCACAGAAUACUUUGCUGCUUUAUACAUCGUCAAAACUUCUCUGCAGUCACUCAAUAUGCGAUCUUUGAAGAAAGUGAGCUCGGGAAGUGUAGCAAUUUUAGAGAAUGAAAAUCUCUGUUUUGCUGACACCAUUAAUUGGCAGUCCCUCAUGAAGUCAUCCUCUCAUAGUAUACUCCUUCAGAGCAACGCAAAUGCAACGCAAUGCCGUAAGCGAAAUUUAAUUUGCCAUUCCGAAUGUUCCGAAGACGGAUGCUGGGGUCCUAAAAGCAAUGAGUGUCUUUCUUGCAAAGCUUACAAACUGGAUGAUACCUGUGUGGCAAAGUGUGACAAAGCAAAUGGAAUAUAUGAUGCCGGUGCUAACCGCUGUGAAUACUGCCAUGAAGAAUGUUUAGGACAAUGUUCUGGGCCUGGAAAUGGCAACUGCACUGCGUGUCGCAAUGUGCGCGAUGGCCCCUAUUGUGUCAAUAAGUGUCCUGACACCAAAUACAAUGAUUUUGGAGAGUGUAAACCUUGUCAUCCAAAUUGUGUUGGAGGAUGCACUGGCCCGGAAAAUAAUAUCAGUCCAAAUGGCUGCAAAAGUUGUGAUAAAGCAAUUGUGAAUGCAUUUGAUCCUAACAUAGUUGAACAGUGUUUACGUUCUGAUGAGCCUUGUUCGGCAGGAUUUUAUGUAGAAUAUAUAGGACCGCAGGAAGAAGGAGCGUUGAAGUCUCUGACGGGAAAAUCGGUAUGUCGCAAGUGUCAUCAGUUAUGUAAGAAUUGCACCGCCUAUGGCAUUCACUACACUGUGUGCAAGUGCCUGCAUUAUUUAAGCGGUGAACAGUGCGAAGAACAAUGCCCACGAGAUCACUAUGCGGAUGAUGCGAACCAAGUUUGCAUUAAGUGUGCGGAUGAGUGCAGAGGAUGUACAGGACCCACCACAAUGGACUGCCUUGCUUGCCGAAACUUCAGAAUUUAUGAUGAAGUCAAUAAAACAUUGUUUAACUGCACAGCAUCUUGCCCAUCAGAUAAACCAUACAAAAUUUUUGUGGAUAAUGUCAGAGACCCUUAUUGCUCUUCAGAAGAUGCAAAUGCUGUUGCUCUUCAUGGAGUUGAAGAAGACCACAUUCCAGCCAUUUUGGGAGGUGUUAUGGGUUGCUUUAUCAUCCUGGGAAUUUUCAUGGCCGUUUUUAGUUACCAGUGGUUGCAAAGAGCUCGAACUAAGGAAAAUACAGUAAAGAUGACCAUGAGAAUGAGUGGAUUUGAAGACAACGAACCUUUAAAACCAACUAAUGUUAAACCUAAUCUGGCCAAACUAAUAAUAGUGAAAGAGGCUGAGCUUCGACGUGGUGGAAUUCUGGGAUACGGAGCAUUCGGAACAGUUUACAAAGGUGUAUGGGUACCUGAAGGAAAAAAUAUAAAGAUUCCCGUGGCAAUCAAAGUACUUCGUGAAGGCACUUGUCCAAGUGCAAGCAAAGAUUUUCUCGAGGAGGCAUAUAUCAUGGCCAGUGUGGAUCAUCCGAACCUGUUGAAACUUCUGGCCGUCUGCAUGGCUUCCCAGUCGAUGUUGGUUACUCAGCUGAUGCCUCUGGGAUGUCUGCUUGAUUAUGUGAGAAACAACAAGGAUAAAAUUGGUUCAAAACCGCUACUCAACUGGUGUGCUCAAAUAGCUAGAGGUAUGGCUCAUCUUGAAGAACGUCGUAUGGUUCAUAGAGAUCUGGCUUUGAGAAAUGUGCUUCUUCAAACUCCUGGUUGCAUUAAAAUAACAGAUUUUGGCUUGGCAAAACUGUUAGAUAUCAAUGAAGAACAAUAUAAAGCCGCUGGUGGGAAAAUGCCAAUCAAGUGGCUGGCUCUGGAAUGCAUUCAACAUCGCAUAUUCACUCACAAAAGCGAUGUUUGGGCAUUUGGUGUGACUGUUUGGGAAUUAUUGACGUACGGCGGAAGACCCUAUGAAAAUGUCCCUGCCAGGGAAGUACCUGAUUUGCUAGAAAAAGGAGAACGUCUUCCACAGCCUUCUAUUUGCACCAUCGAUGUUUAUAUGAUCAUGAUAAAAUGCUGGAUGCUGGACGCCGAAUCCCGACCAUCUUUCAAGGAGCUGGCGGACGAGUUUGCGAAAAUGGCGCGGGAUCCGGGAAGGUUCCUGGUGAUCCCCGGAGACAAGCUAAUGCGUCUGCCCAGUUACACCCCUCAGGACGAGAAAGAGAUGAUUCGCACCCUUAGUAUGCCCAUCGAAGGGAACGAGGAAAUCAUGGACGCCGAGGAGUACUUGCAGCCGAAAUUGGAUCAAAUGGGAUCGGAUUCUCCACCACCACCCACUCCCAUUAAGAAAUUCAUGGAAGAUCGAGGUUUCGAUGGCGAUUCUUUGAACAGCUCCGCCAAUAAUUCGGGCGAAAUGAAUCCGAAUCACAGCAACCUGAAAUGCAAUUGCCCUGAAAGCUGUGGAUUGAGCCACAUUUGUCAUAACAGAGAUAACAGGGACACCAGUCUCAGUACAAGAUACUGUUCCGAUCCUUUGACAUCUCUGGAAAGAGAUGCAGAUAGAGAUCUCUUCAUGCAUCCGAACGGUGCAUCCCUUAUGCAUCCGAAGGAGAUCAAACUGGAUUUGCCCGUGGAUCAAGAAGAUUAUUUAGUUCCUUCCCCUCGCUCGUGUACUUCCACUGGAUACAUGGAUCUGGUAGGAGAUGCCAAAACUUCAGUGCCACCAUUUGUUGGGAAUUUCCUUCCUGUUACAACUUUACCUCACCAAGCAGUGGACAAUUUAGAGUAUCAUCUCAUGAAACACAAUCCUAACAUCCCUUCAGAUGUGCCUCCAACUCACCAGAAGAAAUCCAACAGUAGUGAUGAGGACACUGAUGAACAUGACUAUUAUAAUGACUACGAUGGACUUCAAAGAGAACUGCAACCUCUGAAUAAUCAUCGAAAUGAAACAACUGUAUGAUAGUUAUAAUAACGGUUUAUGAACGGACAAUGUGUCUGGAAAACUAGACAAGGUUACACUACUGCAUCAUUGUGUACAGUGUGACCAUUAGCAGUUACAAUGAAUAAUUGUAAACGAUAUUUUAAAUCAAUCAUCUUUGUUGGAGUGACUACUUACUAUCCCAUAUAGUAACAACCUAUUACAUAAUAUUGUACAGUAUUGUUCAACAAUUUUCAACAAUAUUAUUCAGUAUUGCAAAUAUUGUUUAAUAUCAUACAAUAUUGUACAAUAUAUGUGGGUUACUAGGGAUCUAACAGUUUGUUACAGAAGUAGUGUAUACAAAUUCGUCAUAUUCAUACAGGUCGAUUUCAUGUGCACACGACAUGCUACAGUGAGAGAGAAAACUGUGUUCUCAGUGCUUCCAUUUCAUACAGAAAACUUUUAGAGUGUCUUCCAACUGGAAUUUUUUUUGAAACUUUCCAAAGCAUUAUCUUUUUUUUAGUAUUGGGUGGAACCCAGCAGAUUGAGCCGUCUGUGAUAUAUGUCAGUGUUUUUUCCCAUAUUGAUAAUCAUCACCAUUUAGUAAGUGUUAUUAUGAAAAUUAGCAAUGCAGCCUUUUGUGGAGUAACAACAACAAUUUCCUGUUUCAGUGAAUAUUUUGAAAAUGUUGAUGGGACUGUGUGAUUAUUGAAUAUAAAUUAUUUUAUGAACUCUUUUUCCUUUGAUAGAAAAUAUAUAUUGUUUGUAAAAACAUAGUAGAAGUACAAAACAAAGUAACCUUUAUAAACUCUGUAUAUUCAUAUAUAUAUAUAUAUUAAUAUGUUUUCUCUUUUUUCAUAAAAGAGAAUAGUGCUUUUUGAACGCUGUAUUUCAAAAGUUUUUACUAUUUCCUAGCAUUCCUGAAACAUAUUUUCACUUACUGCCCCUGGAAUUAGUUGCUUUAUUUUUUUUAAAAAGUAAUUAAUUUUAAAAGUAAUUAUCUAAUGUUUGCAUUUGUAGAUAUGUGAAUCAUAUGUUUUAAUUUAAAACUUGCUCAGAUUUGAAAAAUGAUUUGAAUUUCAAUUUUCGGAAAUUUAUUGGUUUCGUUAAGUCUUAUAGUAAUAAAUAUAAUUGUCCCAAAAAUGUUUACAAAAAUUUAAAAAAAAAAUAUGAAUGAGUUUUAAUGAGAUAUUUUUGUAUUCAAAAGUUUAAAAAUAAUUUUAAUUAUUACUUUUCACUUUUAUUCACUGGUUAUCUUUAUGAAAAUAAAAUUGCCGGAAUAAAAUAAAUUUUAAACUUUUUUCUUUUUUUCUGUGAGCUAAAAAUACAGUUAACCUGUUACAUAAAAAACUUACAAAAAAAACAAAAACGCUUUCUUGUUUUCUGGCAUUAUUGUUAGAAGUUUUUAUUCCAUGAUCCCUUUUGAAUAAAAGAACAAAAUAUAAAAAAAAUGUUUUAUGAUUUGAAUGAAAAUUUUAAAAUUUAGGUAAUUUAGUUUUUUUCCUUGCAUAAAUUUUCUUCGUUAUUUGAAAUACACAUGUAAUAUUCUUAUGCCAAAUUGUCUUAUAAAACUCCAAUUUAAAUCUUCAUUUUUAAAGAAUACAGCUGGAUUCGCAGCUAUUCGACAUUAUGUGGCAAAUUGGUAGGUAUUAAAAAAAGGUAGGUCUUUUGGAUAAUCCAGAAUUUUAUAAAUACUCACUUUCUACCCAACCCAUUUUAAAUGAGAAUCCCCUGCCCUUUUUAUACCAAUACUUGUUCUGUAUUCUGAGUUCUUACUGCAGGCCAGUACUUUAUAAAUGUUUGCUUUAUAAAGCUUUGCACAUUUUUAAAUUUAUAAUGGAAAUAAAAUUUACAGGAAUAAAAAUGUUGCAUACAUUUUAAAAUAAAUUUUAUCGUACUAAAACUAUCGUACGUAUCCUCAAUAGAUUUUUUAAAUGCUUUUUGUCUUCAUUUAUAAUUUAUGUUACUUAAAUAUCAUUGUUUGUAUACUAAUUAUAAUUUACGGAUUUAAAUUUAUGUACAUUAUUUAUUUUUAAUGACUAUAAUUAUUAAUUAUUUUUCUUGUAAAAGAUUUAAUAAGUGAAAAUUACCUACUAAGUAAAAACUAAUAAUUGCCAUAAUUUUAUUGUAUUAUUCGAUAUUACAAUAUCAAUAUCAAAAAUCCUUUUGCAGGAUUACAAGAGUUAUAUUAAUAUUUGUUAUAUUGUAAUUCUAAGCGAUAUCUGUAUUAGUGUUUUUUAAAUUCCGUUCCUUUUGGAUGCUGAAAAUAUUUGCUCUUGUAAAAUAUUGAUAAUGAAAAAAUACUACAAAAGGAUUGUUUGUAGUUAUAAGUCAUGUAUAUUAUGAGUACGAAACUUAACAACAGAAAGCCGAAAACAGUGGUUAUAGGUAUUAAACAAAAAUGUUCUUGGAAUUCUGGUGGCAUAUAUUUUACCAGCUUUCUUGUACAUGCUCAUUUUAUGUAUAGCUACAUUUCAUAUUUAAUGAUCUAAAUGACCAUUAAUAUGUGUAAGCUCUAAUUAAAAACUGUACCUGUGUCUCAUAUGUUCCUAACACCAAAUAUGUGGUUCAUAAUUCUGUACUCUUGUGUAACUGAUAUUUUUUAGUGUUUUAUUUGAAGAAUAAUGAUGGUUUAUACAUUUUUUUCACUGGAAAAACAUUUUGUCUACAUGUUUUAAAUGCAAAUCAUGAUGAAACUCAAUUUUCUGAUCAGAAAAUAUUUUUUAGUAAGCUAUAUUUUUGAAGUAAAGGAAAGUGAUUAAUUUUUUUUUCUAUUAUAUUGUAUUUUUUUGUUCUUAUUUUGUCCAAAUUCGCCUUAUUUACUGAAAUGUGUAGAUAUAUUCAAACCACUUGAUUAGCCAUGUGAUGUUUAUCCAGGCAAUAAAUUUCUAUAGAAAUGUAUUAUCUGGGAAAACAUUUUCUUCGCUAAUAAUUUAAUUAGGAUAAUAUCUAUGUAAUAAAUACAAAUCCAUAUUUCAAAUAUUAGUAAAUUAAUCCAUUUGCCUUUUUUUAUUGUUUUUAAAGAAAAAAGAUCUAAAUUUUGAGUAACGAUUUUUUUUUUAUAAAAUUUCAUUAUCUGUUUAAAUUUUUAGUACAAAUAAAAAGAGAAGUAGCAAUGGCAAUUAAGUAUAGUAUCAAACAAUUAAAAUAUUACCUUUUUCACUUUUUAGUUUCAUUUGAUUUUAAACUGUUGAAAAAAAGUAUUAUACUGCCCUUAAUAUUUGCUAUUGAAGCAUUGGUAUCUUCUUGUCUAUUUUUUCAAGGUGGACAGCUUUAUAUGUGGUACACAUAUUAAUAACGACAUAUUAAUAAUAGAAUUUACAUAGAAUUUAAUUAAUACACAUAUUAAUAAUAGAAUUUUUAUAGCAGAGGAAAUAUAUUUGAUUAUAAUUAAAUCAUAUUUUCGAUGACGAUGCAAAACUUUUUGUAAUAUUUUUGUCAAUUGAUUCCUUAUGUGAUGUGAAGCUAAAUAUUAAAUGGAAUAUUGGUAGAUAGAAUUAAAUAUCCUUACGCAAACUUUGCAAAUGCAGUACAAUUUUUCUUACAUUUGCUAUAUUCUGUUUUAUACUGUAUUCAACGAAAAUUAAUUACCUGUUGUUAUCAGCAUUUGUUCAACAGUAUAGAUGUAUUAAUAAUUGAUUUAACAAUCUUUAUUUGUGAUGAAUCGUUUGGUAAAGCAUAUGAUAUCAUUAAAAGUUUUUUUUUUUUCAUCUGCGAGUCUAAAAUAUUUUUCGUUGUGUUUAACAUUUCAUUUAAUUUAAAGCAGUAUUAUAUUCAGUUCUAGUUAACAUUAACGAUCUUGCAAUUACAUUCGUUGCUUUUUAUGUUUAUUAAUGCUGGGAAAAUUAUUAAAAUUAACAAUAUUUUAAAUCGUGUAGAAUUUCUUUUUGAUUAGCUUUGUAAUUUUAGCCGUGAAAUUUAUCGAAAAAUGGCAUGUCUUCGAUACAUCAUAUUUGUUUUCUACCAAGAAGCAUUUUUUUUAAAAAAAGAAUUUUGUGGCUUUGCAUUUUUUUUUUGUUUCUAUGCACGUUUUACGAACUUUUGUAUCAUUUUCCCCCCGAUUAUUUGUAUAAAUUUUAGAAAUAUACAUAACAUGUUUUGCAUUCGUUACCUAACACUUCGAAAUCACUCUUCUUGUAUAUAACUCACAUGUUUCCAUAUAAAGAAUUUGUACAUCUUUUUAAUUAUUAUUAUUAUUAUUAUUUAGAUUGUUAUGUAGUUGAUUCCUAGGGAUCUCAACCAGUUACAUUCCAGAUUUACACUCUUAAAAAUAAAGUAGUACGUGGUAUGAUAAGAAAUAAAAAUUAUUUGUAUAUUAUUUUUUGAAAAAUUCAUCUGUGAUUAAUUGUGUACUUAAAUAUAUUUUAUAUAAAAUGUUGGAUUUCCACACUGUUCUUCAAAAAUUCUUAUUCAAUAUAAGUAUAAAUUUUUAAUUAGGUAUUCAGCAUUAUGACCAAAGAUGGGGGAUUUAUAUUACACAGUUAGACUGUUUAAUUCACAGUUUGUUAAUACAUUCGUGUAAAUGUUCCAGUGAUGAUGAUAAUGUCUAAUAUGCCAGUGCCUUGUUGAUUGUAAAU